Molecule: messenger RNA, 834 nt
Organism: Uloborus diversus
Lineage: Eukaryota; Metazoa; Arthropoda; Arachnida; Araneae; Uloboridae
Product: protein DGCR6-like
Exons: 5
Coding region: 127-708 (193 amino acids)
Source: RefSeq, a predicted model, not a curated record
GUUUAACGACGUAAAUGGUUUGAAGGUCUUCUAAAGAAAUUGUUUAUAAAUAUGCGUUAAGUUCUUAAAUACAAAUUUGUUUCUUGUAAUUGUAGGUUUUCUCUUUCUCUUGUACUCAAAUUCAAAAUGAGUAACUAUUCAACGUCUGAAGAUGAUUUAACAAAAAAAGAAAAUUUACAAGAAAAACACUAUUGGCUUCUUCGUGAAUUGCAAAGCAUGUGCAGAGAGAUUCCACUAAUGUAUCAGCAAAGGCUACCUAAUGAGCUUUUAUCCAGUUUAGCCAAUUCUCUAUUGGAUAACAAUGUUUUUGAAAUUGUGAAAGGUCUGACUGACAUUCAGGCAAUAACAGAAAGGAGUCUGAUGGAAAAGAGAAUGAAUGUUGUAAAUACCCAAAAAGAAGCAAGUGAUGAUAUGUUAAAGAGGCACAAAGAUUCUUUAUCAUUUGAAACUGAUCCAGCUUAUAUUAAACUCUUGAAGGAGAAACAAGCUAGAGAACUUUCGGAGUUAAUUAAAUGGCAAGAAGAAGAGUUAAAUCGUUUGGAUAUGAAAAUUAUAUUGGAACUGGAUCAGGCAGUGAAUGAUCAACAAGUGACCUUAGAAAAAAUUGGUGUUCCAGGUUUUUUUGUGAGUAGUAAAGACACUGAUGUGAGACUUCAGAUGUACAUUCUGAACUUUAUUCGAGCUAUCAGAGAUCGUGUUGAGCAUUAAUUUAACGAAACUCACAAUGUAUUAAAUCUGUUAUAUGAAUGCCUAUUUUUUUUUGUGCUUAGUUGCAAAUAUUUUUUGUAAUUUUUUGUAUAAGAUUCUUUGUAAAUAAAUGUUUUUGUUAAAUUA